This is a messenger RNA of Prosopis cineraria, 744 nucleotides long. RefSeq lists its product as uncharacterized. NCBI's taxonomy places the organism in Eukaryota, Viridiplantae, Streptophyta, Magnoliopsida, Fabales, Fabaceae. The record is from RefSeq and is a predicted model, not a curated record. The transcript has a single exon. Bases 1 to 744 code for a protein of 247 amino acids.
AUGCAAUUGCAUAUCAACAUACUUCUUAUUGAAGCUUUGGAGCAAAUGCCUCAAUAUGCUAAAUUCUUGAAGGAAAUGUUGAGUAAGAAGAGGUGGUUGAGUGAAUGUGAAACAGUUGCACUUACUGAAGAGUGUAGUGCUAUUCUCUUGAACAAAUUACCUCCAAAAUGCCAUGAUCCAGGUAGUUUCUCAAUUCCUUGUGUGAUUGGAGAUAAAUUUCAAGGUAGGGCAUUAUGUGAUUUAGGCUUAAGUAUCAACUUGAUGCCACUUUCUGUGUUUGGAAAAUUGCAACUUGGUGAAGUUAGUCCCACUUCAGUAACUCUUCAAUUAGCUUAUAGAAGUUUGGCAUUUUCUAAAGGUAAAAUUGAGGAUGUAUUAGUCAAGGUUUAUAAAUUUAUUUUUCCUGUUGAUUUCAUUGUCUUAGAUUAUGAUGAAGAUAGAAAUCUCUUACUCAUUGUGGGUAGACCAUUUUUAGUUACAACACGAGCUCUUAUUAAUGUUGAGAGAGGAGAGAUCAAGCUUAGAGUAAAUAAUGAAGAAGUAGGCUUUAGCAUGUAUAAAGCAACGAAGUAUCCUGGGGAAUCUGAAAUUUGUUCUAAAGUGGAGAUUCUAGAUGAAGUAGUUCAAGAGACUCUAGAGUCCUUUGUUGUGAAAGACUCAUUACAUGUUGUAUUAUUAGGAGAUAAUAUGGUUGACAAUGAUGAUAUUAUUGAAUGCAAGAAAUUACUUAAAGCAACUCCUUAA